This is a messenger RNA of Capronia epimyces CBS 606.96, 1416 nucleotides long. RefSeq lists its product as uncharacterized. NCBI's taxonomy places the organism in Eukaryota, Fungi, Ascomycota, Eurotiomycetes, Chaetothyriales, Herpotrichiellaceae. The coding region runs from base 1 to 1416 and encodes 471 amino acids. The transcript has a single exon. The record is from RefSeq and is a predicted model, not a curated record.
AUGUCGGCCACCCGUCCCACGGAGCUGGACCCUCUGGUCGACCGGUUUCAACAUUUGUCAGCGAAAGCUCGCGCCGGAGAGGCCCUCCAAAUGCUGAAGAAAGUGGCCUCGAUCGUCAAACCGAUAAUGCGGCUCCGGAAUUGGCGGGUUGGUACGCUCACCGAAUUUUAUCCUUCAGAAGCCAAUCUUCUUGGCUUGAAUGUUGACCAUGGGGUGGAAAUCCGCCUGCGUCUUCGAUAUCCUGGGGACGAAAAUCAAUUCCUACCAUUAGAGAACAUUGUCGAUACGAUGCUGCAUGAAUUAGCCCACAUCGUCUAUGGGCCUCACGACCAGGCGUUCAACGCUCUGUGGGACAAGCUUCGCGAUGAACACGAGGCGCUCCUCCGGAAGGGAUACACGGGUGAAGGAUUCCUGGGCAAAGGCCAACGACUGGGCGGGAAACGGAUCCCCAUGAGUGAAAUCAAACGACAAGCUCGAGCAGCGGCAGAGCGACGACGCGACCUUGCCAGAGGAAGUGGCCAGAAGCUUGGCGGCCAGGGCAUAUUACGAGGACAAAAUGCGAGGGAGAUCAUCGCUGCCGCCGCUGAAAAGCGGUUGCGCAUCGAGCGCGGUUGCGGCAGUGUUUCAGACAAGGCCGGGCAGAUGGCGCAAGAAGAGGCAAGAAAGGAGAAAACGACGACAACCAAAGCCGAACGGGAAAACGAGAAUGACGCGGCGCUGAUGCAGGCCUUCAUCGACUUGAUCCAGGAGGAAGAGAGUCAGCUGUAUGGGAAAGACUACUUUCCUCCCAGCCAGGAGAACCCGGCGGGCGUCAAGGGCACAUCCUCUCCACCAGGUGUGCGCACAAGCCUGCAGCCUGCUCCCGUGGACAUAAAAUCUCUUCGUGAACAACAAGUCCAAAUUGAGCGACAGCUACAGAGGACUCGUGUGCCAAAGGCGCAGCCAGAGAAAGGACAGAAACCCGAGGCCGAGUCUAAGCCCAAAUCCACCCAACCACCCUCCGAUGCUUCACUCCUGACGACGUCGCAACCACAGCCCCCUCCGCGUGAAACGUGGACCUGCGAGAUCUGCACCCUGAUCAACCCUAUCCAGCAUCUCAUGUGCGACGCAUGUGGAACCGAACGGCCAGAAAUCUAUUCUUACCCACGUCCGUCGUCUCCCCUGGAAGAACAAACGUCCUCGACUUCCAGCUCUAAUCAGACCCGCUCCGCCGCCGGCAAAUCGUACAUUCGUACAACGCACGCCGCCCUCCAGCCGCGUCUACCGGCCGCCGAGUCACUCGCCCGGAUAGAGUCCCAGGCCCGAGCGAAGACGCAGGCGAAACCGAUGGGCUGGCUGUGCGGUGCCUGCGGGAACUGGAUGGAGAGUCAGUGGUGGACGUGCGCGGCCUGUGGGCGGAUGAAGGCGAGCUCCUGA